AUGGCUGAAAAAGCUGCUCAUCAUACAACAACAAUUAUAAGUCGACCUUCAAUUUUUGAAGUAAUCGCACAAGAAAAUCUAUCGUCAACAAUUUAUCCAGCAUUAAAAAAAAUUGUUCACUAUAUUAUUAAUAAAAAUCCUGGACAAUUGGAAUGGCUAGACAAAUAUUUUGAUGAAGUAUUUCUAGCACUUAAUACUGUAUGCCAGUAUCAAUAUUUGAAGAAAUAUGGAGGAACAUUCUCUGAAAACUUUUAUGAUUUAACCAGAGUUUCUAGUAGAACCAAUUCUACACCUGACAAUAAUCAGUUGUACUUGGGUUUAGCCAUAGUGGUUUGUGUACCUUAUCUACGAAAUAAAUGCAAUAUGUAUAUCGAUAAAUUACAAAUGAAGUAUAAAUUGCAGCUAAAACAUAAAGUAUUUAUAACAUUAAAUAAAAUUGUGCAUACAUGUUGGGAAGCAUUACGUUUAACAUACUAUAUAAAAUAUAUUAAUGGAUCCAGUCAAUCACAUUCUCCUUUAUUAACUAUGGCAGGACUGGCAUUAACUUAUAAGAAUAUUGAAUCUUCAAAUAAUGAAACGCUUGCUCAACUAAGUAUUAAAGAAUCAAUUAAAAAUUAUUUAUUGUAUGGAUUAUCUCAUUCCUUGGAGUUAGGUGCAUUUUUUAUGCAGUUUUUAAAUUGGUGGCACUCUGAAAAUUUACAAUCAAAAUUUAUUGCCUACCCUAUACCUAAUCCUCCGAAGGAAAAUGAUAUGUAUAUUUCAGUCAGAAACACUAAUAAGUGUCCUAUAUGUGAAAAUGAAAGAAAAAUGCCAACUGCACUUACUGUAUCCGGGUUUGUAUACUGUUACAAGUGCUUACAUAAACAUCUCGUGGGAGUAAAUUCUAGAUGUCCAGUUACUAAAUUACCAGCAUCAAUGCAGGAUAUGAUAAGAAUUUAUACAGAUAAUUAA
This is a messenger RNA of Macrosiphum euphorbiae (potato aphid), 951 nucleotides long. NCBI's taxonomy places the organism in Eukaryota, Metazoa, Arthropoda, Insecta, Hemiptera, Aphididae. The record is from the annotation of a GenBank genome assembly.